AUGGCAUGGUCAAAGUCCUUGGCAAAGCUUUUUUCUCCGCUUGGUCGAGUUGCUAAAGACACGUCUACAGCAGAACUGCUGUCUACACACGGGUUUGUGUCUCAAGCCGGGUCUGGAAUAUACGAUCUGCUACCACUGGGAUUGAAGAUCCAGCACAACAUUGAGGGAAUUGUUCGCAGGCAUCUUAAUGCCUGUGGAUCGAACGAACUCGCCUUGGGAAGCCAAGUCAAUCCUGCCAUAUGGAGAAGGUCUGGGCGUCUUGAGGACCCUCCCUCGCCGGAACUGCAAUUUACAGAGAACCGAAAGCAUCUGCUGAACCCGACGGGCGAAGAGCAAAUAACUACGCUGGUUGGUAAUGUUUCUUACCGGCAGCUUCCGUUGAGUUUCUAUCAAAUUACAAGAAAGUACAGAAACGAGCUACGACCGCGUGGGGGGCUUUUACGCACCAGGGAGUUUCUCAUGCAAGAUCUGUAUACGUUCGAUGAAACCCGAGAAGGUGCCUAUACAGCGUACGCCAACGUGCAGGAAGCAUACCAUGGGAUUUUCAAAGAAAUCGGAGUUCCAUAUGUUGUGGUUGAAGCCGAAAAUGGUACUAUGGGUGGUGACCUCUCGCAUGAGUUCCAUUUCCUAGCCGAGCAAGGUGAAGAUCACAUUCUACACUGCAAAUCUUGUGGAAAUAAUGACCAAGUCGAGAAAGUUGGCGUCCUCGAUAGCUGCAGAAAGUGUGGCGGGGAGCUGUCCACGGUUAAUGGUAUCGAGGUCGGUCAUACUUUUUAUUUGGGAACUCGCUAUUCGCAACCACUACAAGCUAGUGUCACCCACAGCGACGGCACGAGCUCGCCCUUGGAAAUGGGCUGCUAUGGAAUUGGUGUGAGCAGACUGAUUUCAGCGAUUGCCGAGGUCAGCAGAGACGAGCACGGUCUUUGUUGGCCCCGAAGCGUCGCGGCGGCCCAGGUCUGUGUUGUUUCAAAGGACCUGUCUUUGGCCGCCGAGCUUUCUGACCAGCUUGCCCGUGCUGGCAUUGACUCUGUAUAUGAUGAUCGGACCCCCCAGCUCGGAUAUGCUCUUCGAGUAGCCCGAGAGAUGGGCUGGCCGUACGUGCUGGUUGCUGGUCGCAACUACGAGAAAACGGGCGAGCUGGAGCUCCAAGACCGCCAAACAGGCGAGGUCGUCAAGACCACGCGCGAGUCUUUUAUCGAUUUGCUUGUACAUAAGGUUCUAUCUUGA
Molecule: messenger RNA, 1227 nt
Organism: Wickerhamiella sorbophila
Lineage: Eukaryota; Fungi; Ascomycota; Dipodascomycetes; Dipodascales; Trichomonascaceae
Product: putative proline--tRNA ligase, mitochondrial
Exons: 1
Coding region: 1-1227 (408 amino acids)
Biological process (GO): prolyl-tRNA aminoacylation
Cellular component (GO): mitochondrion
Molecular function (GO): proline-tRNA ligase activity; ATP binding
Source: RefSeq, a predicted model, not a curated record